CUUGUGGCCCACAGAGGAGGAAGAAUGACGACUGUCACGUGACGACGGAACCCAUGUGAUUCGGAGUACACAUGACUUCCAGGCUUCUGGUGCCUCCUGGCCAGUAAGGACGCAGGGAAGCAGAGAUGGUCCGUGCCGCGCGGUCGCCGCUGUUCCCGCUGCUGCUGCUCGUGUCCUGGCCAUACCGAGGCGGGGCUGCCCCGGAACAGGACGAGAUCCAGUGCCUUCCCGGGCUGGCCAAGCAGCCGUCUUUCCGCCAGUACUCCGGCUAUCUCCGAGCCUCGGACUCCAAGCAUUUCCAUUACUGGUUUGUGGAGUCCCAGAAAGAUCCAAAGAGCAGCCCUGUGGUUCUCUGGCUCAAUGGGGGUCCCGGCUGCAGCUCCCUAGAUGGGUUCCUCACAGAACACGGCCCCUUUCUGAUCCAGCCAGAUGGUAUCACCCUGGAGUACAACCCCUAUUCUUGGAACCUGAUUGCCAAUGUGUUGUACAUUGAGUCCCCAGCUGGAGUGGGCUUCUCCUACUCAGAUGACAAGGUUUAUGCGACCAAUGACACUGAGGUUGCUGAGAGCAAUUUUGAAGCUCUUAAAGACUUCUUCCGCCUGUUUCCGGAGUAUAAAGACAGCAAACUUUUCCUGACGGGCGAGAGCUAUGCUGGCAUCUACAUCCCUACACUGGCUGUGCUGGUCAUGCAGGACCCCAGCAUGAACCUGCAGGGGCUGGCUGUGGGCAAUGGACUCUCCUCCUAUGAGCAGAAUGACAACUCGCUGGUCUAUUUUGCCUACUACCAUGGCCUUCUGGGGAACAGGCUCUGGUCUUUGCUCCAGACCCACUGCUGCUCUCAGAACAAGUGUAACUUCUACGACAACAAAGACCCAGAAUGUGUAACCAAUCUUCAGGAAGUGUCUCGCAUCGUGGGUAAUUCUGGCCUCAACAUCUACAACCUCUAUGCCCCAUGUGCUGGGGGGGUGCCCAGUGAAUUGAGAUAUGAGAAGAACACUCUUGUGGUCCAGGAUUUUGGCAACCUCUUCACUCGCCUGCCACUCAAGCGAGUGUGGCAUCAGGCACUGCUGCAGCGUUCUGGGGAGAAGGCACGCAUGGACCCCCCUUGCACCAACACCACAGCUGCUUCCACCUACCUCAAUAACCCGUAUGUGCGUAAGGCUCUCCACAUCCCCGAGCAGCUGCCUCGCUGGGACUUGUGCAGCCUGCUGGUGAAUUUACAGUACCGCCGUCUCUAUCAAAGCAUGAACUCCCAGUACCUGAAGCUGCUCAGCUCACAGAAAUACCAGAUCCUGUUAUACAAUGGGGAUGUGGACAUGGCCUGCAAUUUCUUAGGGGAUGAGUGGUUUGUGGAUUCCCUCAACCAGAAGAUGGAGGUGCAGCGCCGGCCCUGGCUAGUGGACUAUGGGGAGAGCGGGGAGCAGAUUGCUGGCUUUGUGAAGGAAUUCUCCCACAUUACCUUCCUCACAAUCAAGGGCGCUGGACACAUGGUCCCCACUGACAAGCCCCAGGCCGCCUUCAUCAUGUUCUCCCGUUUCCUGAACAAGGAGCCGUACUGAUAACCCAGGGGACCAGUGGAAGUCCCCAAUGCCUGAUCCGGCUCUUCCCAGCCUCUUCUGCCAGGAGGGAGGUCUUUCUCCAUGCAGAAUGCCCCUAUGAGGCAGGUCUCUGCUUCAGAACUGCCUCCCUGCACUUCGCACAGCCCUGUGCAUCCCAGACUGGGCCCUAGUGUCUCACACAGCCAGCCAGCCUAGGGGCAAGUUAGCACUUUAUUCCUGUGGCAGUGCCUGGCCUGGGUGGCCUGGCCCCAUCCCUGCUUUAAAAAAAUGCCCUUCUUGGUAGAUUGACCCCAUCCCAGGACCCCAACACAGCUGUCAGGACAGCCCAAGGGGAGGGGUGGACGGAUUAAAAUUGAUGGAUUGACUGAUUAUGGAAUUAAAUUGGGUACAGCUUCAAA
Molecule: messenger RNA, 1957 nt
Organism: Castor canadensis (American beaver)
Lineage: Eukaryota; Metazoa; Chordata; Mammalia; Rodentia; Castoridae
Gene: Ctsa
Product: cathepsin A
Biological process (GO): proteolysis
Molecular function (GO): serine-type carboxypeptidase activity
Source: RefSeq, a predicted model, not a curated record